AUGGCAGCUUCAGUAUGCGUCAACAACCAGUAUUCAUCGACGGAGUUCGUCGAAUCCGCAGGCGCGAUUCUUUUCCAUGCCUCGACCAAACAGAUCUGCCUCGUACAUUCUCACGAACGUAAUCAGUGGCUUCUAGCCAAAGGCCGAAGGAACAUUGGCGAGACACGUCAGCAGACAGCAAUUCGUGAAAGCCAGGAAGAAACCGGCUUUCCCUGCCGACUGUUGCCCGUAACUUUGCGAACAAGAUGUACGCCAGAUGCCGAAGAACUCGAAUUCACUCCAGACGUGCCAAGACGAUUCGAGAAAGUCACAGAGCCUUUCAUGCUCACUCAUCGCAUCCUACCUGGCAACAACGGAGUCAAACUCAUCUGGUGGUUCAUCGGAGUGAUUGAUGAAAAUGCGCCGUUGCUCAAAGGCGAGGACAUGUUUCUUGCGAAGCUGUUUGGAUUCGAGGACGCCAUGGCUACUCUGACGUUCGCAUCUGAUCGCGAUAUUGUGGCGCGAGCAAUCAAGGUUUACGAGGAAACAAUGUCGUGA
This is a messenger RNA of Ramularia collo-cygni, 537 nucleotides long. RefSeq names its product related to NUDIX domain. The transcript has a single exon. Lineage: Eukaryota; Fungi; Ascomycota; Dothideomycetes; Mycosphaerellales; Mycosphaerellaceae. The coding region runs from base 1 to 537 and encodes 178 amino acids. Gene Ontology annotation, biological process: AMP biosynthetic process; ATP biosynthetic process. The record is from RefSeq and is a predicted model, not a curated record. Gene Ontology annotation, molecular function: bis(5'-nucleosyl)-tetraphosphatase (asymmetrical) activity.